Messenger RNA from Haliotis rufescens (red abalone), 1563 nucleotides. RefSeq lists its product as uncharacterized. NCBI's taxonomy places the organism in Eukaryota, Metazoa, Mollusca, Gastropoda, Lepetellida, Haliotidae. The transcript has 4 exons. The record is from RefSeq and is a predicted model, not a curated record. The coding region runs from base 34 to 804 and encodes 256 amino acids.
AGGAGUGAUGUUCAUAUAAGUAAUGUCUAUAAGAUGAAAACCCAAGUCCAGUGUCUGGUGUUGUGGUUUCUGGAUCUAGUUGUAUAUGUAUCCUGUACUCCUAACCUUGCUUUGAACAAACCUGCUUGGAUGAGCACCGUCAUUAGCAAAAGUGUAUCAACUUCCGUCGACAAUGCUGUAGAUGGUAACCUUGGAAGAGUCUGGGGGGACGGCGUCUGUACUGGUACUGAACACAAUGACAUAUCUCCAUGGUUCGUUGUGGAUCUUCUUGGACAAUAUGAAGUUCAUAACGUUACCAUUUACAACAGGAACUCUUAUGGUGAGCGUCUUCAUGACUUUGUCAUACAGGUCUACAAAGAAAAUCCAUCACGUUGUUCAAAAGCAGUUGCCAAUAUUUGCAAAACCUAUCCUGGUGUGUUUGGUUCCAUUGAAACCGUGGAAUGUGAGGCAGCAGUCUCGGGGAGGUUUGUUCGGAUUUGGAAGCCUGCGACUUUACAAUAUGACGACAUUCUGACUGUCUGUGAAGUGGAAGUGUACGGAAUACGCCCAGAGCAGUUCACGCAGCUAUGCAGUAAAGCAUAUUACAAAAUCACACCCGGCAAACGUCUGAAUUCAGCUGGCAUGGCCUUGGUUUCUGCCGAGUCGAAGACAGCAUGUGUUCAACGAUGUACCGUGACUGAGAGCUGUGUUGGGGUAAACUACAAGGACGUAUCUUGGGAGUGUGAAAUCAUCACCAGACCUGGACCAGCAGACACACUUUCCUCGGACCCACACUGGCUCUACUUAGGAGAUGAUCUAUGUUAGACUGUGAAAACAGAUUGCUGUGCACUGGGCAUCGGGAGUAUUAUCUAUAUUUUCGACCACUAUUUAAUGUCUGUAAGUUGAAGUGUUUCUUAAGAGGUUAGAAUUGUAUUGUGCCAAGGUCUCAGACGUCUACCCCUGUGGUGAAACCCACGAACACGGGAAUGGUGCCUAGAACCUAGAAACAAAAUCGGGGCGAACCUAUAUUCGAGCCCUAUUGUAAUAAGAAAGUCAUGAAAUUACAAAGAAUAGUCAUCCAUUACACAUCCAUGAUCUAGAAACCUUCAACAUGGUAAGUUUAAACAAUACCUGGGAAAUAGUUAAAGGCACAAUUACAUAGUUAGGCCGAUUCGUGUGCAAUUUUUGCUUUGUGAUAAAACCUCUUACAAUUCAGUUUAACAAUAGAAAAGAAAUUGCCAAAAGCUUUAAAAAAAUGUUUAACAUAUAUUGAGUUAAACAUCAAGGGGGAUAUGCUGACGCAAGUAGUUGCAGUGUUCAACCAGUCAGGCGUUAAGCAGUGUUGAUACUUUCACGUAUUGAUCCUUUGUUACAAAGCAUUCUGUUGCUAAGUAACCGGCUCUUUGAUAGUCUGUAAGGGCUAGGAUGUUUGUUGGAGUGUUUCCAUUUCUGUCGAUUCAAGACGUAUGAAAAAGUAUUUCAGGGAAUACUUCGACAUAAUAUUUCAGCACAUCCAGAAUGUCUAGUUUACAAUUAUUUCAUUUUUUAUGCAUUAACAAAUUUGAAUUUCUUUCGUCAUUAUAU